Molecule: messenger RNA, 1825 nt
Organism: Lotus japonicus
Lineage: Eukaryota; Viridiplantae; Streptophyta; Magnoliopsida; Fabales; Fabaceae
Product: F-box/kelch-repeat protein At3g06240-like
Exons: 4
Coding region: 139-1644 (501 amino acids)
Molecular function (GO): protein binding
Source: RefSeq, a predicted model, not a curated record
UUUACCCAAAACUACUACUAUAAAGGUUCUUCUCAUUGAGGCUCAAAGUGCAACCAUUCACCACCAACACAACAAAUUCGUUUUUUCUCUAACAAAGCUUUCACCUUCUGGUGCCAAACUCUUCAAGGUAGUUUGGCAAUGGAAAGAAAAAGGGGUUCAACUAGCUCUGCUAGUCCUACCAGAAAAGGCAAAAGGGUAGCAGUUGCCAAUGAAGUUGAUAAUGAGCCAGAAAGUCAACAACUUAGGGUUUCUUAUGAUGAUCUUCCAUCCCACAUCACUGCUGACAUUCUGCAAAGACUUCCCUUUAAAUCUGUUUGCAAAACUUGGAAAGCUCUGAUCAUUUGUAAAUCUGUUUGCAAAAGUUGGAAAGCUCUGAUCACAGGCCCACAUUUUGCCAAAUUAUUGUUUCAGCAUGCACCAGCUGGUUUGAUGAUUUGGGCCAGGGAUAGGAAACUGUCAAGAACCUUGUACCUUCUUGAGUGUGAUUCUGAAAAGUUGGGAAAUGAUGAUGAGGGCCAAUUCUGUUGCUGUGAGGACUCUUGUAUCAAACCUGAAUGCAACUGUCACUUUAAACUUGAGCAUAAACUCAAGCUUCCUCUUCGUGGUGCCGAACUAGAUUUCGACAAAAGAGAUGAGACCGCUCAAAGGGGCGGACGAAGGAUUUAUAAUUCGCUUCCUAAUAUUCAUCGUGCCAAAAUAGAUGAGUUUGCUGUGGUGAAUUCUUGUAAUGGCUUGCUUUGCUUGUCUGAUCUGGACAGAAACUAUUUUGUAGUUUGCAAUCCAGUUACAGGUGAGUUCAUAAGACUUCCAGAACCUACCAGAAUUUAUAAAUAUGAUUUUCGCAUUGUAAAUGUGGGUUUUGGUUUCCAACCCAGAACUAAUGAAUAUAAGGUGGUAAGAAUGUUCAGGGGACACCCCACGUUGCAGGACAAUAAUAAUCUUAUUAUCGGAGUUGAAAUUCACACACUAGGAACAUCAACAUGGAGGAAUGUUGAAGUUGAUCAUAGGACAGAUCCCUUUCUUGAAUGUCCUACAUGUGUGAGUGGGGCACUUUAUUGGAUCUGUUAUGGUGACGAGACAGAAUUGUCCAUAUUGUGUUUCAACUUUGAAAGCGAGAGUUUCCAAUCCUUCCCUUCUCCUGCUGGUUUAUGUUUAAAUGAUGUCACCAUGGGAGAAUAUGGGGGCUCUCUUUACAUAUGUAACUCAUCUUCUACAGGGGGUCACAUUGAAAUGUGGAUUAUGAAGAAAAAUGGUUUCGAAGAAUCAUGGACUCUUGUUAUCAGUAGUGAUAUAUUGAGCAGGCCUGAUGGUAGUUUAGAUUUGCCAGUACUAAAACACCCUAAGAAUGAUGCUGCUAUAUUGAUCUGUCGUUCUGGCGAUCGCUUUGUCUACUAUGAACCUGAAAAGAAUGGAUUCAAAAUUUUUAAGGUUCGUGGGACUCAAUCAACAUUUGAGGCUAUUCCUCAUAUUCCCAGUCUUAUCUCAUUGAAAGAUGUUGUGCAAGGAGACAAUAUUGAGGUGAUGUAUGCCCACUCAAGGCGUGAAGAGUUGAAAUUGCAAGAAGAAGAAGAUGUUCCUUUCUUGGCUAAAGUGAAUGAAUUGACAACUUUGUGCUAUGAAUCCUCUGAUGAUGAUGAAGAAUAGGUUGAAGAGUACACCUUCUUACAAGUACUGGCCUUAUAACAAGAACUGAAAGGAAAGAAAGGAAAGUCGAAGAAGGAGAAAGAGAAGCAGAGGUAGAAGGUGAAGGAAGGAAGCGUUAGUGUUCGACGGCGGGAACGGUGGCCACAACGACUUAGGUGAACGACGCGAUGACCCAGAACCA